Messenger RNA from Belonocnema kinseyi, 1254 nucleotides. RefSeq names its product acidic mammalian chitinase-like. Gene Ontology annotation, biological process: carbohydrate metabolic process; chitin catabolic process. Bases 1 to 1254 code for a protein of 417 amino acids. The record is from RefSeq and is a predicted model, not a curated record. Gene Ontology annotation, molecular function: chitinase activity; chitin binding. NCBI's taxonomy places the organism in Eukaryota, Metazoa, Arthropoda, Insecta, Hymenoptera, Cynipidae. Gene Ontology annotation, cellular component: extracellular region. The transcript is spliced from 6 exons.
AUGUCGAAGGCCGAGAUUUCCAAUGCGCAACCUCGUUUUGGGGAGAUGUCAUCUAAGUUAAUAAUUAUUUUUGGAACAUGCACAGCUUUUGCUUUAGGCAACGAGCUUCCAGUACCUGAUAAGGAGACUGAAAAAGCCAUUGGUUGUUAUUAUUCUAGCGGAGCAGAAAGGUUUCCGCCACCGGAAGAUAGUUUACGCAUAGAAAACAUCGAUCCGUUUCUUUGCACUCAUUUGUAUUACAAUUUUGUUGGACUUAAUGCGGAUGCUACUGUUAGAAUCUUAGAUCCAGGCUAUGAUUUACAUGCAAUGAAAAGGUUCAACGAUCUUCGAAAAAAGAAUCCAAACCUGAAAACUUUAGUCACCAUGGGAGGAUCGCAAAUUAUGUCUGGGAAUUAUACUACAGUAGUGAAUGAUCCACUUCUGCGAGAACAACUUGCCGACAAUGUUGUCGAAUUCGUGAAAAAAUACGACUUCAAUGGAAUCGAUAUAUAUUGGGAAUAUCCGGCUCAAAGUUUUAGAGAUCAAGUUGGAGUUCCAUCGGAUAAGCAGAACUUUGUUUUACUUUUGAAGCAAAUCAGAAAAGAAUUUGAUAAAGAAGGUUUUAUUUUAACAGCAGCAUGUGGUGCUAGUGAAGUAAACCCUGAUGUAUCAUACGAUAUUAAAGGAAUAUCAAAAUACGUGCACUACAUAAAUUUGAUGACUUUCGAUUUUCACGGAACCGUUGAUGCGGAUAUGAAAGUUGGUCAUAAUACUCCACUGUUUGCUUCGCCACAGGAGGAUGAGGACGCCAGCAAAUUAAACGUUAAUUAUGUUGUGAACUACUGGCUUGCGAGAGGUGCUCCUGCAGAGAAGAUAGUACUAGGAACUGCUUUUUACGGAAUUUCUUUUACUUUGGCCGAUAAAAAUCAAGUUGGUAGAGGUGCACCAUUUGUUCAUAUAGGAGGUAUGGUACCAGCGUAUUAUGAAAUUUGCUCAUUGAAGGCAGAUGGAGGCUGGAAGCGUAUCUUUGACGCAGAACAGCAAGUGCCAUAUAUCGUCAAAGGGGAUCAAAUUAUUGCCUAUGAUGAUGCUGAGUCUAUUGCGGUGAAGGCUGAAUAUGUAAUGAAAAAGCAUCUUGGCGGUUGUCUGAUGUGGACUCUGGAUCAAGGUGAUUUCGAUGGAAGAUGUGGAGAAAAAUUCCCACUUCUGAAAACUUUGAACCGAAUCCUCAGAAACAACACGGGGAAAACUGGAAGUGAAAAAUUGGAUCUUUAG